AUGGAGAUAAACACAGCAGGUCCAUCCGGUCAGACUGAUCUACACGUCUUUCACCCCCCUGUCUUCCCUGAACCAGCCGAUUUGCUUCUGGGUUCAUUUAACUCGGAGCAAGCAGCUCUCGAAGAUCAAGCAGAUCUUCAGCCAGGUCUAUCUGGACCAGCUCCAGAAGAACCAGCUGAUUCCCAGUCUGACUUCCAAGAAGCAGAUGAUUUCACAUUUGAUGUCUCAUUUGAUCCAACAUUGGACAUUUCAUUUGAUUUCUCUUUCAACUGGGAGAAAAUGACUCACCAAGAUUCAGCCAAUCCUCAACCAGGUCCACAUGGACUUCAGCUAAUAGCUUCAGAAGAAGCAUCUGAUUCCCAGUCUGGACCACGUGUCAUGGAUCAUUGUGCGUUUCGACUGCUUCUUGAAGAUCUGUUUGCUUCAUGUAACCUGAAUCAAACAGCUCCUGAAGAACAAGCUGACCACAGACCAGAUCCAUUUUACCUGGAGAAAAUAGCUUUGGAAAAUCCAUCAGAUUACCAAACAGAUCCAUCUGGACUCCAAGCAGCAAUUUCUGAGAAACCCGCACAUCCACGUCCAUCCGACCUGGAGCCAAGUGCUCCUCAACAUCCACCUGCUCCCCAAUUAGGUCCAUCAGAACUCAAGAAACUUGCUCUCCAAAGUCAAUCCAGACCUAGACCGUGUCCGUCCACAGUCAACCUAAAUCCUUCUGAUGGUCUAUCAAGACUCAAGCAAACUGCUCUUCAAAGUCAAGCCAAUCCCAAACCACGUCCAACCAGAUCAAUCAAUCAAAAUCCAUCAAAGGUACACAAAUGUUCAUCAAAACUUGUGCCACCGGCCCCACAAAAUCCAGCUGAUACAAGGCCAACGAGACUAAUGCUUUAUGAAGUGGGAAAGCAGCUGGGAAGAGGCGGCUUUGCAAGUGUGCAUGAGGGGAUUCGCAGAUCAGAUGGCAAAAAGGUCGCCAUGAAAUUUAUUUUCAAGGACCCCUCUGAGCAUUAUAUUAAAAUUCCGGGGCAUUCCAAGCCUCUGCUUGCAGAAGUGGCUUUAAAUCUGCUACUCCGAACCCCUGAGAAAUGCCCCUACAUUGUCCAGUUGUUCGACUGGUUCCAAGAAAAGCAUGGACACGUCCUCAUAAUGGAGUUUCCACAUCCAUGCAUGACCUUACUUGACUUCAUCGGACGCGGAAGAGGACAUCUGUCUGAAACGCUGGCAAGGGAUUUAAUGCGUCAAGCGGUGAUCGCAUGCAAACACAUCAUUGACCACGGCGUCUAUCAUGGCGACCUGAAGAUAGACAACGUCCUGGUCAACAAAGAGACACUGGAGCUAAAAUUAAUAGACUUCGGAUGUGGCAAGCUCAUCUCAACUUGCGGUCUACAAGGCAGCAAAUACAACGGACGAAAGUUUGCGGUUGCUCAGAUGGUCUAUUCUUUAGGUGUUUUGCUGGUAAAAAUGGUGUGUGGCCAUGACGACUGGAUGAACUAUGACCAAGUUGUAAAAAAUGACCCAUUCAUAUACCGCCUCGGAUUAUCUAGAGAAUUUCACAACGUGAAAAAUCUGUGCCUGUCUUGCCCAGCUGACAGGCCGACAUUAGAUGAGCUCCUCGAUCAUGAAUGGUUCAAGAUGAGCGAAAGUUCAGAAGCUUUGGCUGCUUUGGUGUCACCGCCCACUUCUAUAAUUGACAGCUGCAGCUCUUUCUAA
Molecule: messenger RNA, 1704 nt
Organism: Triplophysa dalaica
Lineage: Eukaryota; Metazoa; Chordata; Actinopteri; Cypriniformes; Nemacheilidae
Product: serine/threonine-protein kinase PLK2-like
Exons: 8
Coding region: 1-1704 (567 amino acids)
Biological process (GO): regulation of mitotic cell cycle; protein autophosphorylation; negative regulation of apoptotic process
Cellular component (GO): cytoplasm
Molecular function (GO): protein serine/threonine kinase activity; ATP binding
Source: RefSeq, a predicted model, not a curated record